CCCAGAGCCGCUCCCGCUUCGAGAGCCGGCCCCAGAGCCCGUCCCCGCUUCCCCAGCAUGCGGCGGCUGCUCUGCGCGCUGCUGCUGCUGCAGCUGCAGCUCGGCCGCGCUCGCUCCCCGGCCGCAGAGUUGUAUAGUCUGGAAAUAACCAACAAUGGUCCCAUCACAACGGGAGCUCAAGCUACUGUUCAAGCCAGGCUAAGAACGAAGAACGAAAAUGUCACAUCAAACUGGUAUCACUUUAACUGGGUCUAUGCUCCUCUGAUUCUGAUAGAGAAAUCCGAGCAGCAGUUUAAUUCCAUAAUUAAUGUGACUGGUGAAUUCCCUGGCACUUUCCCUGUGUCUGUCUGGGUGACUCACAAAAACUGUUGGUUGUGUCGGCCGAUUGCAAGAAACAUCACCGUGCUCCAGAUUACAGAAUUUAUCACAGGGAACCUCACCAUAGCCCAGAUAGAAGACAGCAGAGUUACCACACAUGGUUCUAGCUCCUCCACAGACACAGUGACCCGGAUUUCUUUCUCUCUUCAUGACCCAAGUCAUUACUUCAAGUCAGCAUCAUUUGUCUACAACUGGGAUUUUGGAGAUGGAGUUUACCAGAUUACCAAGGAGCCCUUUGUCUACUGCAACUGCUCCUCCAGGGGGAACCGCACGGUCCAUCUGAAGGUCGUAGCUGAGUGGGAGCAGACUGGAAGCAUCAUACACGAGAGAGAAAUGAUGCAGAAAACUGGUGAUUUUACCACAGCUCUGGAGCUCUUGGAUGCUGUUAAAAGUAUUAACAUAGUGGGCUCCAGAGAGACUCACGUAAUGGAAAACUUGAAUUUAUCUCUUCAUAUCAAUGGCACCCCACCACUGGCAUUAUGCUGGCUUAUAAAAUCCGAGUGCAUUCCACUUGAAGGUGACAAAUGCCAUCUGGUGGAGAUCAGUGGCUCCUGCUACAACCUCAGCCACACCUUCAGGGACGCGGGGCAGUAUUGCCUCAGUGUCAGGGUGGAGAACGGCGCGACAAUGCUGCAGACCUACCACGGGAUCAAAGUGCGGCCAGCAGGAAUCCACCCAGCUUUCUUUGUCCUGCUCUGCACUGCUCUGGUUUCAGUGAUGCUAAUACUGGUGCUGUACAUGACUUUUCGAAGUCACACACAACAAAAAGAUCUCGUGGAGGUAGCUGACUUUGACUUUUCUCCACUGUCGGAUGAACACCGGUCUAAUCAUUCCAAGUCAGGCUGUGGCCCAGUAUGUUGCAGAUCGUGUUUUCUUCAACCAUCAAAAGAAGAUGCCUGGGAGAGUCAUGAACUUCUACAUUCACUUUACAAGCCAGUCAAAAUGUACACACUGUGAAGAACACAAUUGCACUUUGGUUGCACUGUCUAACUUUCUCACUUAGGCUAAGUCAAAAGCCUGGUGCUGCAUGAAUGGUUUGGUUCUGCCAAUGCAAUGAGGUUCAGCACUUUAAGUCCAGCACUUGAGUACUUCAUUUUCUGAACUUAAAAAGAACAAGAAACACAGUAAAAGUAGCUUUGUAUUUUUAACUUAUACGGGUGUGUACAUUUACAGCUGUAAAUGCAGCAUUUUAUUCUUAUGAAAGAUUGUUUUAUGUGCAGGUUUGCUAAAUUCACUACCUCUUGUAAUUUCUCUGUUCCUUCUGUUCUCUGUUCCAAAGAAGAAAAUGCCUAAGACAAACAUACCUCCUUUCCUAUGUACAACAGCAUUACUGGAAAUGGAAGUCACCCAAAA
Molecule: messenger RNA, 1731 nt
Organism: Onychostruthus taczanowskii (white-rumped snowfinch)
Lineage: Eukaryota; Metazoa; Chordata; Aves; Passeriformes; Passeridae
Gene: TMEM130
Product: transmembrane protein 130
Exons: 8
Coding region: 58-1335 (425 amino acids)
Source: RefSeq, a predicted model, not a curated record